This is a messenger RNA of Glycine soja, 2329 nucleotides long. Its product is annotated as subtilisin-like protease SBT4.15. The record is from RefSeq and is a predicted model, not a curated record. Lineage: Eukaryota; Viridiplantae; Streptophyta; Magnoliopsida; Fabales; Fabaceae. Gene Ontology annotation, molecular function: serine-type endopeptidase activity. Gene Ontology annotation, biological process: proteolysis. Bases 1 to 2121 code for a protein of 706 amino acids. The transcript has 10 exons.
AUGGGAGAGCUACCAGUGGAUAGAGCCUAUGCUCCAGAAGACCAUCACAACAACUUGCUUGCUACUGCAAUUGGAGACUGGCAAUUAGCUAGAGAAUCCAAAAUACAUAGCUAUGGAAAGAGCUUCAACGGAUUCGUUGCACGACUUUUGCCAUAUGAAGCAGAGAAAUUACUAGAGGAGGACAAUGUGUUAUCUGUUUUUCCAAAUACACAGAACAAAUUACACACGACAAGGUCUUGGGAUUUUCUAGGAUUGCCCCUAAAACUUAACAGACACUCUAAUGUGGAGAGUGAUAUCAUCGUGGGUGUGUUAGACACAGGAAUUUCGCUUGAUUGCCCCAGUUUCAACGAUAAGGGGUUUGGGCCUCCCCCACCCUCUUGGAAGGGCAAAUGUGUCACAGGAGCCAAUUUCACAGGAUGCAACAACAAGGUGAUCGGAGCAAAAUACUUCAACCUCCAAAACGCGCCGGAACAGAACCUCAGCCCGGCCGACGAUGACGGCCACGGCACCCACACGUCCUCCACGGCGGCGGGCGUGGUGGUGAGGGGGGCGAGCCUGGACGGAAUAGGCGUGGGCACGGCGCGAGGCGGGGUGUCGCGCGCUCGCAUAGCGAUGUACAAGGUUUGCUGGAGUGACGGGUGCAGCGACAUGGAUCUGCUGGCGGCGUUCGACGAGGCCAUAGACGACGGCGUGAACGUGAUCACGGUGUCGCUGGGAGGGACACCGAGGAAGUUCUUCAGCGACCCCACGGCCAUUGGAUCGUUCCAUGCCAUGAAGAGAGGGAUUCUCACUUCUUGUUCCGCUGGUAACAAUGGCCCUUCCACCAUGACUGUGGAGAAUGUCGCUCCUUGGAUUUUGACUGUUGCUGCUUCCAACACUGAUCGGCAAUUCACCACCGCCGUUCACCUCGCCGACGGCAAGAAAGCUCGGGGAAUGUCCAUUAAUACCUUUACCCCUGAGAAAAAAAUGUACCCAUUGAUUAGUGGAGCCCUUGCUUCCAAAGUUAGCAGAGACGGCUAUGGCAAUGCCAGUGCAUGUGAUCAUGGGAGUCUAAGCCAGGAGAAGGUAAUGGGGAAGAUAGUGUAUUGCCUUGGCACGGGCAACAUGGACUAUAUAAUCAAAGAACUAAAAGGAGCAGGCACCAUCGUUGGUGUUUCAGACCCAAAUGACUACUCCACCAUUCCUGUUAUUCCUGGGGUCUAUAUUGAUGCCAACACUGACGGCAAAGCAAUCGAUCUCUACAUCAAUUCCACCAAGAAUGCUCAAGCUGUUAUACAGAAGACCACAAGUACAAGAGGCCCUGCUCCAUAUGUUGCUUCCUUCUCAUCUAGAGGUCCUCAAUCCAUCACAGUCAACAUCCUAAAGCCAGAUUUGAGUGCUCCUGGAGUGGACAUUCUAGCUGGAUAUUCCAAAUUAGCAACACUAACAGGGGACCCUGCAGACAACCGUCGAAACGUUUUUAAUAUAUUGUCAGGAACAUCUAUGGCAUGCCCCCAUGCUGCUUCUGCUGCUGCAUAUGUCAAAUCCUUCCAUCCUGAUUGGAGUCCUGCUGCAAUCAAAUCUGCUCUCAUGACCACUGCCAUUCCCAUGAGAAUCAAAGAUGCCACAGCAGAACUAGGAUCAGGGUCAGGACAGAUCAACCCGGUGAGUGCAUUGGAUCCUGGCUUACUUUACAACAGUAGCAUGGACUCCUACAUUGCAUUCCUAUGCAAAGAAGGCUACAACAGCAGCAGCAUUGGAAUACUAAUUGGCACCAAGGGACUCAACUGCUCCACCAUUUCCCCUCCACAAGGCACUGAUGGAAUCAACUACCCUUCCAUGCAUACACAGAUUAUCCCUUCCAAUGCCAGCAUUUCCGCGAUCUUUUAUCGGAGUGUGACCAACGUAGGAUCCGGAAACUCGACUUACAAGGCCAAAGUCAGAGCACCUAAGGGCCUUUCCAUUGAGGUCAUCCCAGACACAUUGAAUUUUGGUGGGGUGAACCAAGAGUUGUCCUUCAAGGUGGUGCUGAAGGGGCCUCCAAUGCCUAAGGAGACAAAGAUAUUUUCAGCAUCUCUUGAAUGGAAUGACUCUAAACACAAUGUAAGAAGCCCCAUUGUUGUCUAUAAACCGACCUUUUGAACACAUUACUAAUGUGUUUGGAUACCUCCAAUAAUCAAUUUUGACCCCCGAAAUCAUAUGAUAGAAAAUUGAGAAUGUUGAAGCAACUAUUUGUUUCUUUGUAGCUUAGUAAUUGAGUCCAUGAGUUUCAAUGUUUCAUUUUAGUUUUAUGUAUGUGCAAGUUGGUGAAUGGUGAUUUCCGUUAUUUUUAUGAAAAGAUUUUUAGCUU